AUGUCAUUUCAGGAGUUAGUAACAUUCGGGGAUGUGUCUGUAAACUUCACUCAAGAAGAAUGGAAAUGGCUGAACGAUGCUCAGAGAGACUUGUACAGGAAGGUGACCCUGGAGAACUAUAGGAGCCUAGUGUCGCUGGAUUGGGAUUAUGUAUUCAAAGGCAUUGAACUUUCAUCAAAGCAAGAUAUUUGUGAAGAAUCAGCCAAAGUCCUACGGACAGAAAGAAGCCAUCUUAGUUACAGCCCCGACUGUGCCAAUUUGGAGGAAGACCGUGCAAUUGAAGACUGGUUUAAGAACAAGUUGGACGGUCAGGAGGUGCCCUCGAAUGAGCCACUCAUCAUUCAUAAAGACCUCCCUGAAGGUCAAAGCCUUGGGGGUAGUCCACCUUGGCAAUCAUUCUGUCAGGAUGCAAUACUAGAUAAACCCCAAAGUUUCUCUACCAAAGAAAGAACGCAUCCAUGUGAGCCACCAAAGAGAAGUCACCGGAAAAAGUCUGUCGGAAUGAAUCGUAAGAAGGUCCACGUAGAAAAGAAAGUCCUCAAGUGUAAUGAAUGUGAGAAAGUCUUUAACCAGAGUUCGUCCCUUACUCUCCAUCAGAGAAUUCAUACAGGAGAGAAACCCUUCGCAUGUAUUGAAUGUGGGAAAGCCUUCAGCCAGAGCGCGAACCUGGCUCAGCAUAAGAGGACCCAUACUGGGGAGAAACCGUACGAGUGUAAAGAGUGUCGCAAGACCUUCAGCCAGAAUGCACAUCUUGCCCAGCAUGAAAGGGUUCACACCGGAGAGAAGCCGUAUCAGUGUAAAGAGUGUAAGAAAGCCUUCAGCCAGAUUGCCCACUUGACUCAGCAUCAGAGAAUUCACACCGGAGAGAGGCCUUUCGAGUGUGCGGAGUGCGGGAAAGCCUUCAGCAACGGCUCGUUUCUUGCUCAGCAUCAGCGGAUCCAUACAGGAGAGAAACCGUACGUGUGCAAUGUGUGUGGGAAGGCGUUCAGUCACCGUGGAUACCUGAUUGUGCAUCAGAGAAUUCACACCGGAGAGAGACCCUAUGAGUGUAAGGAGUGCAGGAAAUCUUUCAGCCAGUACGCCCACCUUUCUCAACACCAGAGAGUCCAUACCGGAGAGAAGCCUUAUGAAUGUAAAGUCUGCGGGAAAGCUUUUAGUCAGAUUGCUUACCUUGAUCAGCAUCAGAGGGUCCACACCGGAGAGAAACCCUAUGAGUGUUCGGAAUGUAGAAAGGCUUUCAGCAACAGUUCAUCGCUGACCCAGCACCAGAGAAGCCACACGGGAGAGAAACCCUACACGUGUAAGGAAUGUAGGAAGACAUUUAGCCAGAAUGCAGGCCUUGCUCAGCAUCAAAGAGUCCACACAGGAGAGAAGCCGUACGAAUGUAGCGUCUGUGGGAAAGCCUUUACUUACAGUGGAUCUCUUACUCUCCACCAGAGAAUCCACACCGGGGAGAGACCGUACGAAUGUAAAGACUGCAGGAAGUCCUUCAGGCAGCGUGCACACCUCGUUCAUCACGAGAGGGUCCAUACUAUGGAGGCAUUCUUGGCCCUGUCCACUCCAUCACCCUCGACAUCCAGUCAGUUGCCAAUAGCUAUAGAUGGGUUUGAUCUCCUAAAUAUGAUCAAAAUCUGACCCGCUAGAACCGUUUAUAUUUCACCCUCCUUG
Messenger RNA from Cricetulus griseus (Chinese hamster), 1668 nucleotides. The record is from RefSeq and is a predicted model, not a curated record. NCBI's taxonomy places the organism in Eukaryota, Metazoa, Chordata, Mammalia, Rodentia, Cricetidae.